AUCCAGUUCAAGUAUUUGAAGUUUCAAUCCUUGUUCUACUUUAAGCUCAUUAGAUCCAUUUCAAAGAAGGCCAUGGGUUUCCGUUUGCCCUCUAUGGUUCAUGCCAGGCAAAUCCUCAAACUGCAAUCUCUUCUUACUAGAAGUCAAUCAUCUAUAUUAGCGACAACAGCAGAAGUGCCAAAAGGCCACUUUGCAGUUUAUGUUGGAGAAGCAGAGAAGAAGAGAUUUGUGGUUCCAAUAUCUUACUUGAACAAUCCUUCAUUCCAGAAAUUAUUGAGCCAUGCUGAGGAAGAAUUUGGCUUCAAUCAUCCAAUGGGUGGUGUCACAAUCCCAUGCAAUGAAGAUGCUUUCAUUGAUAUCGCUUCUCGGCUACAUUCAUUAUGAGAGAAGGAAGAGUUAAGAGUUAGGAAAUAGUCGGCACCUUAAGUCCAUUUUCUCCAAUUUUGACUCAUUUAUAUCAUUCCUUUGAUGUACAUAAAUUGACAGAGGGAUAAGAAAUUUAUAUUUCAUUGUGAGAUCAAUAUACUUCUUUUCAACUCA
Molecule: messenger RNA, 540 nt
Organism: Vitis riparia (riverbank grape)
Lineage: Eukaryota; Viridiplantae; Streptophyta; Magnoliopsida; Vitales; Vitaceae
Product: auxin-responsive protein SAUR23-like
Exons: 1
Coding region: 73-384 (103 amino acids)
Biological process (GO): response to auxin
Source: RefSeq, a predicted model, not a curated record